UCCAGGUCUCGUGAUGGUGUUUUAAAAAUGAUAGUAGUCCCUGGUCUCAAUAUGCCCGUUCGAGUAACCCUGUGGAAAAUGUUUUGGGUGGAUCGUUUUCCGAUAGAGGGCGCUAGCUGAGGAAAAUACACACUAGCUCGUUCAAGUGCACAAAUCACACCUCCCAAAAUUGAUCACGAAUUCGACUAAGAUCAUCUUUGUGAGUCGUGCUUGUCAGGCCUUGGAAGGACGGAGACGUGUUGGCUGCUGCUGUUGUUGUUCGUCUCCUUUUCCUACACCACCACCAUCACCACUACCACCACCACCACCACCACCACCUUGUCCUCCUUUUACCUUUAGCAUUAAUUCUACACCUGUGGCUCUCCUCCUUAGUUCAACCUCAGCCAGCCAUCUUGGAACGCUUUUACUUGACCAAUAAUAAAUUGCGAAGAGAGAAUGCGGGUCCAACCUUGGGAAAGGACUGCGCGGCAACUGUUGUCACAUAUUUCAACGAGCAACUCGGAGGCUCGAGUGAAAUUAAAUUCGAGUGCAGUGUUCUCCUGAUUGAUUACCCACUUUUGCGGUGUGUCUGUCGGACCUGUCGGACCUGUCGGACGUGGCCUUUCAACUGCCAACAUGAAGAAAUUUGUCAACAUCAAGGGUGUCUUGGACAAUAUUAGACAGAGUGUCAACACCCCUUCUCCAACGGGGGUGGGAACCCCGGGUGGCCCAGUCAGGCUCGAGCAAGACAUCUGUGAAACCUUGUCUGCGGACAAGUUUAUGGUUGAAAACACCCUCCGCCAUGGCUUUCCCUUCAAACCGACUUGCAUGGCUUUUGAUCCCAUUCAGAAGCUUUUGGCCAUCGGUAAUCGCACUGGCUGUGUUCGUAUAUUUGGCCGACCCGGGAUCGACUACGAGAUCCAGCACGAAAGUGAUCGAGGUGGAGAUCCGCCACAAGUGAUGCAAGUGGAGUUCAUUAUCAAUCAAGGUCGGCUUUUGACGGCUUGCACGGAUAACUCGAUCAAUCUUUGGGAGUUCAAAACCAAGCAACCCGAAUUGUUGCAAACGCUCAAGCUCAACAAAGAACGACUGGUUCUCAUGCAACUCGAGUUCCAAGACAAAUGGUUGUAUUUUGCCACCGAGCGAGGCAACGUCAUGAUCAUUAACCUGGAGACGUUCACUCUCUCAGGAUAUCAAAUCAAUUGGAACAAGUGCAUGGGUCCUUUGGACAAAAACCACCCAGGAACGAUUGUUCACUUGAGCGUGAAUCCGGUGGAUACCAGUAAACUUCUCAUCGGGUUCGAAACCGGGCUCAUCUGUCUUUGGGAUUUGUCCGUUAAAAAGGCGGACCAAAGGUUCUGUCAUAAUCGGAGACUCCUGACCGCUUGCUGGCAUCUGGAAGGUCGCCAAUUUGUGGCCGGCUAUUCGGAUGGAUCACUUAUUACUUGGAGCGUCAAGGCCACCAACUCCAACGGGGGAAAGAGUGUUCAAUUCCCGCACAAGAAGAAGGACAAGGACACGAAUAAGAUGACCCCCUGUGGCCCCAUUGAAAAAGUGCUGUGGCGAGUGAAUCGUAAUGGAGGAGAGUAUUUUGUCUUCUCCGGAGGGCUUCCUUCGGAUGUGACGGGGGUGACCCCUUCCAUAACCAUAAUUCAAGGCAAAAACUCGGAGAUGGAUAUUGUCGAGAUGGAAAAUUCAGUGCUAGAUUUUCUGCUUGCCACAGAUUCGCCGUACAUGGCAGAUUACCAAGACCCUGAGGCUGUUAUUGUCAUGCUCUCCAAUGAUUUGGUGGCCUUGGAUUGCAAGAGUUCAAAAAUCCCUUGCUUCAAGAACCCAUACGCCAUGGAUUUCAACGAGUCCCCCGUGACCUUUUGCCAUUAUUUGGUGGAUUGCCCUGGCGACCUCAUUCCCAACUUGUACAUGGUAGGGAGCAAAGCCAAAAAAGAGGGCUCCUCUCGUGGAUUCUCUUCCGGUGAGUGGCCAAUCUCUGGGGGUGUGGAUACUGGAGCGGAAUCAUGUAGCUACAGUGAGUUAGUGGUGACAGGACACGCCGAUGGGAGUGUGCGAUUUUGGGAUUCUUCUUCCACGACUAUGCAAGCUCUGUAUCGAGUCAAAACGGCCAAGUACUUCGAGAGGACCAAGAAAGCUCAAGCUGACGGCGCCAUGGACGAGGAUCCGUAUCAAAUAUGUCACAUCAUUCUGAGCCCGACCACUCGGGAGCUGGCUGUGGCCGGCAUCAGUGGCCAGGUGCUGUUUUUCAGGUUCAAAAAGAAAGAAACCACCACCGAGACAAAAUCCAUGGACAUCCCCAUCGUGUACGAGGUGUCUUCAUCCCAAGGUCAGAGCAUGCGCGGAGGUGGAGGAGGGGGAGCAGAAAUUUCCUCCCCGGCCACCAAUCAGCAUUUUGAGUUCCCCACUCCCAAACCUUUACUUAACGUAGCGUCUCAAUCUGCCGCUUACACCGAUCCCGUGGACGGUUUCAAUUUUGAUAAACCCCAAUAUGAGUACUUCACCCCUUUACGCUUACGUGUAGGUGCUCAACGGAAAAAUCCUGGUUACCAUGCUGAGCUCAUUUGCAUGACCCCUUGGGUGAACAACGAGGCUCCAACCCCCAUUAGUUGUUUGACUCUGAGCUCCAAUUUUGGAUUGAUGGCCUACGGUAACGGCUCAGGGAUCGUUAUUGUAGAUGUGGUUCAAUUCCAAUGUCUCCUGAACAUGGGCACUGCAGAUCUGUAUGGGGCCCUGGACCCUUUCCAACGAAUGCCGAAGUCUCCCAAGUUCCCUGACAGUGGUCCUGAUAUUGUCAGAGUGGACCUGAGUAACUACAACCAGGUCGGAGAGCCCUCUGCCACCACUCCUAAUUCAUCCUUCAAGGAUCCAGUCGGGGGUAUGCCCUCUUCCCGAGCUGUGGACCGAGUCAAGACUCCAGAGACCAAGAAGCUACUUCAAAAGGCUGGAAGCUCGGCCGAUGACAGCAGCAUGUCAAAAUCUCAUAGCUCCUCAAUGAAUAGUCUCGACCAGAUGAUAACCAACGAAGGGGUCACUACGGUUGCCUUCGCCGACUCGUUCUCCUCCAAGAAUGACUUCACUUUCAAUAGUUGCCUCUAUGUGGGCACUUCAUUGGGCUCUCUGAUCGCUAUUAUCAUUAAUUUGCCUGAUCGGGGAGAUGCGAGGCUCUCCGAACCAGUGGUUGUUAGUCCCUCGGGUUCCCUCUACCGCCUGAGAGGCGCUGUACUGACCACAUGCUUUUUGGAUGCGAGCUCUUCGUCUUUGAAGGUGCGUGGUGAUGAAGCCCCUGAGAAUGUUCACAUACCAUCAAGACCAAACCACUCUGGCGGCAUUAGCAAUCAGGCCUCUUCCCCUCCCAUCGUCAACCAAGGCAGUCAAGAUGAAAGGGCCAGUCCAGGAGGGUCCAACUCCCCACAUUCUGGUGACCAGCAGAUCAUGAUAGUGUGCACGGAGAAAGGUGCUGCCUCAUAUGCUCUUCCCUCUCAGCGUCAAAUGUACCAACAAACGAUCAACGAAUCUUGUCCCGUGGUUUGCGCAAAGAUCAUCAACUUUGGAGGCUCCAAAUAUACACCGUGCUUGGUGGCAUACACUGCAGAUGGUUUCAUCAAGGCUUAUAGCCUUCCUUCAUUGCGCCCUAUGAUGGAUGUCUACUUUAUGGCCUUAUCUAGCGAACGCGUGAGACGGACCAUGAGUUUUUCCAACUAUGGCCACGGUAUGUACCUUUGCAACGCGACUGAAGUUCAAAAAUUCACCAUUAGCUCCGAGUUUGUUCGCCAACUCCCGGACAUGCAGGGCUCAGUGUUUCAAGAAGGGAUUCCGAUGCCCGAGCCACCCAAGCCGGGUUUUCUCAAAGGGCUGGGCCUCUUUGGCGGAACACCCAAACCAUUAGACAGGGAGGAACUGUUUGGAGAGACCGCUGGCAAAGCACCUUCUCAUGCUGCAACUGUGACAUUGGGUGCAAGCAUGCAAGCUGCUCAAUCCAAAGCCAUCAACACGUCAACCGAAGUGGGACGAGCUAGACAAGGCUUUGAGGAGCGAGGACAACGACUCAAUGAAUUGGAAGACCGCACGGAGGCCAUGGCCAACGAGGCUAAACAAUAUGCCUCCAACGCUCACACUUUGAUGUUGGCUGCCAAAAAUAAGAAAUGGUAUCAGCUCUAAAUGCCUCCUCUUCUACAUGCCCAUGACACCAUCUGACUGGAUCAGAACAGAGUUUGUGCUGCCCCUAGCGACACCUCACUCGGAAAUAUCGAUAGCGCUCCCAUAUGCAGACCAACACAGCUUCAAAUAGAAAAAAAUCAUCUCCCGUUGCAUUCACCCUUAAAUCUCCUAUAGCCCGCUCCAUCCCGCCUCUCCUAGCCCAGUCCCCGUUCCUAUUCUUCCCGCCCGCUAUUUCUCCACCCAUUAAUUAUGGGACAUCCUAUUUCCUAUUCAAUUUUACUAUCGCUCUCCCUCUCUGUUCGUAUAGACGGUAUACGACUUCGCCCCCAUAAUAAGUUCCGAUUGAUCUGAAUCCUAAAAUCGCGAGUCUCCUUCCAAUAGGACCCCCCUCUACACGUUGUCGACGUGUCUCGAAGCCUGACUUUUCUCUUCUUUUGUGUAUGUGAAUGACUCUUCGAGCUUUGGUGCCUGUUCCAAAGCAUGGAAUAUAUGGAACUUUUGGUUGGCGGUGACAGUGACGGCAUUCCUGUUGCUCUUAGGCUUCCAUUGGGCUGAUGUUAAUAGCGUUAGUGGCCUUCGAUGCUUACCGAGACCAACAACAACCACCGACAAUAAAUGCAAAGGUCCUCCUCCUUCCUCUGCGUGUGUGAGGUCCUCCAUUCAAAUAUAGUGAUACCGGAGUAGGGGUGUGAGGAGGUGUGUGCGGCUACGCGAAGGAAUUUGAGGAGAAUCAAGCCAAGAAACAAAAGCUGGAGGAAUAUUGGUUAAAGCUCUUAGGAAUUAGUGGUGAAAGUAAAAUGAAGUGGCCGCUCAAACCACGGCCUUCAAUCUGGCUUUCGAAAAGUAAAUACCUCGCCGCAUCCACUCUUCCCUCCUCUUGGGGCUCAUCCAGAGAAGACAUGGCCAUAUCUUGGCGAAGGAGACAACCAGUCCCCGUUGCAUGGGAGAAGAAAUUGAAGGCUGCAGCAAACACAUCUGGCACUUGGCUCUCUGCCAUAUCCGUUCUCAGGAGUUCCAUACUUCUUCUUGUUCUCUACUUCCUCCUAGUUAGUCAAAAAGGACGGCAUAGAGGGAACUGGAGGGAACGGAGGAGAAGAGAUCUCUUGAAAAACAAGGAGCAGGCAAGAGACAACUGGUACAAAAACAAGAGUGCCUUUUUAGAUUGAAUCCAAGGAAGACAAGCGAGAAGAAAUCAUUUCGUCGAGUCUUCAACUAUCCCUUUGGCAGGAAAAUGCUCUUCCUUCUCAGCUUUGACGGCCAGCUUCCUUUCAGGAUCGAGUACACCCGAGUCCUUGGCCUUGGUUGGCUCGACUCGAUCUACUGCUCUUGUCUUGCCAACCAAAGCGAGAAGGAGGACGAGGAGAAGAACAUUGAGAGGAUCCAAAAUACGAGACAACCAGCUUAAGUGAAUGAAAAUAUUCGUUCCACUCUAGCUCUCUCGCCAUGUGUCUUGUUUUGUUGAGCUACUUCUACUUCUACCACCAUCACCACUAUUUCUACUACUCGAGGACAAGAACCACAACAGCGAGAAAGAGAAGACUGGGAAAUCGAAAGGAACCCGGAGAGAGAAAAAAAGAGCUUGGGAACACGUACAAGAACAGGAAGUUCCGUAUUCUACCAAUUACCGAUACUCUCCAAAACAAGUAGGCGAAGGAGUGCCGCAGAGAGCCUUGGCUGCUGAUGGGAUUGUCUUCAAAGAGAAGAAGGCAUAAACAUGCAUCAUUUAGCUGUCCCAAUUCUUCCACAUCUAGUUUGGCUAGAGAGGUAGGUAGACCUUCUCCCUAGACCCAAAGUAGCUCACGUUCCCUCAACAAAAAUAAUUGCAUUUAUAACACGAGAGUAUUUUCGGUUCUCACCACAAUUGGAGCGGAAAAGAACAAGAGUUUCACUACAACUUGAAAAAUGUUUCAAUCCACAUUUGUCAAAUCCCACCAUCAACCCAGAUCAAGGUGACGAGGAUACUGUAUCCUCGAAAAGAAGAGAACUCGCCCAUGACGAAAAGAAAGACAUUUCAACACGACCCACAACAGAUUGGAAUAAGACCGCCUACUCUCUAGACCGUGACAUUCGCCGACCUGACGCUUUGAUAUCCAAAUCACAUUCCCAAAACUUAUUAUUCCUUGCUUGUAAACCGAAAGACCCUGGGGAUUUUAGGUCAUGACCUAGCCAAAUAAUUUUCAAAUAAGAAGAUUUUAUUUUGCCCAAGACACCCAACUCCAGUGUACAGUAAUGGACAUGGAAGUUAAGUAAUAGAUGUAAUUGGUGUGACUUACGCCAGAGCAGAGACAUGCAUAGUUACAAACAAAAAUUCCCUUUGAAAGAUGGCAAAGAAAUUGUUUAGACUUACUUUUUUAUGAUGAUCUUUUUGCGGAAACAAUGAUUCCCUUCUGUUUUGUCAAACAUAAGUCUUUUUAUCAGGUUGUUUUAUUCCCAUGACAGGGCGAUAAUCCAUUUAUCUACAACUUCGUCAUAAUUUAAUGCUAAUGGUUUCUUCUAUUAUAAUUAAUCCAACUACUGGCAAACAUUUUGCAAUCAAACCUUCUUUAAAAAACAUGCAUAGAUAUGUACUUAAAUUAAUUAUGAUUAACAUUAUCGCUCGCGUUAUUACUAUCAUAAUUGUUGUUAUUAUAUUGGAAAUGAGAUGAAAUAAAAGAUGAUUGCUGUUGUCAAA
Molecule: messenger RNA, 6820 nt
Organism: Tigriopus californicus
Lineage: Eukaryota; Metazoa; Arthropoda; Copepoda; Harpacticoida; Harpacticidae
Gene: Tomosyn
Product: syntaxin-binding protein 5-like
Exons: 2
Coding region: 616-4149 (1177 amino acids)
Biological process (GO): regulation of exocytosis; regulation of protein secretion
Cellular component (GO): cytoplasm; plasma membrane; SNARE complex
Molecular function (GO): myosin II binding; GTPase activator activity; syntaxin binding
Source: RefSeq, a predicted model, not a curated record